This is a messenger RNA of Caenorhabditis briggsae, 477 nucleotides long. NCBI's taxonomy places the organism in Eukaryota, Metazoa, Nematoda, Chromadorea, Rhabditida, Rhabditidae. The transcript has 5 exons. The record is from RefSeq and is a predicted model, not a curated record. Bases 1 to 477 code for a protein of 158 amino acids.
AUGGGAGCACGUCUCACUUGUUCGUGCUCACAAGCAGAGUGCUGGACGAAUGAUGAAUCCACACUGAGAAUCGACGCAGAGCUGUUUGAAUUGUCACAAGACGGACAGAAGUGGGAAAAAUUGGAUGGCCGUUUGGCAAACGUGCGUGUAUUCAACGCUUUCGAUGAUUCUCAGCCACGUCUUCUGGCAACAUCUUCAUCCGGCCAAGUUCUUCUGGAUACUUUGAUUCCAAUGGGAGAAAAGAUUCAUAAGGUCAGUGACUUCUUCGUUUAUCUCAAUGCUGACGGAAGAACAAUUGGAUUCAAUACACUAAGUUUCAAAGACACUUCACUGCUUAUUUCACAGAAUUUCCAAGUUUCUGAGUCCUUAAAAUUUCUGAGUAUUUUUUUUCCAAAUUUCCCAACUUCCCAAGAUUUCUCAACAUCUGAAUACCAGGAUUACCGAAAUUUCAAAUUUUCUAGAAUUCUGAAAUUCUAA